Molecule: messenger RNA, 930 nt
Organism: Sus scrofa (pig)
Lineage: Eukaryota; Metazoa; Chordata; Mammalia; Artiodactyla; Suidae
Product: olfactory receptor 2G2-like
Biological process (GO): G protein-coupled receptor signaling pathway
Cellular component (GO): membrane
Molecular function (GO): G protein-coupled receptor activity; olfactory receptor activity
Source: RefSeq, a predicted model, not a curated record
AUGGAGUGGACCAAUGACAGCACAUUUCCUGGGUUCAUUCUUUUAGGUUUUUCUGACCAACCUCAGUUAGAGCUGGUUCUUUUUGGGGUAAUCCUGUUCCUUUACCUCAUGACACUCCUCGGCAAUGCUACCAUCAUCUUAGUAUCCCUCUUGGACUCUAAACUCCAUAAUCCCAUGUACUUUUUUCUCUCCCAUCUCUCCUUCCUGGAUCUCUGCUUCACCAGCAGUAUUAUUCCUCAGCUUCUAGUCAACCUGGGGAGUUCAGAUAAGUCCAUCACAUAUGGAGGCUGUGUCAUUCAGCUUUAUGUCUCCCUUGCCCUGGGUUCCACAGAAUGUGUCCUCUUGGCUGUGAUGUCCUAUGAUCGCUAUGUUGCAGUCUGCCGUCCUCUGCACUAUGCCUUUGUUAUGCACCCUCAGCUGUGUCACAUACUGGCAUUUAUGGCAUGGCUCAGUGGUGUGGCCACCACCCUGAUACAGUCUACUCUCACCCUGCAGCUGCCCUUCUGUGACCAUCACCAAGUGGAUCAUUUCUUCUGUGAGGUUCCUGUGCUCAUCAAGUUGGCUUGUGUGGACACUACUUUCAACCAGGCAGAGCUCUUUGUGGCUAGUGUCUUAUUCCUGCUGGUACCCUUGUCACUCAUCCUGAUUUCUUAUGGGCACAUUGCCCAAGCAGUUCUAAAGAUAAAGUCAGCCAUUGGACGACGUAAAGCAUUUGGGACAUGCUCCUCCCACCUGAUGGUUGUCAUCAUCUUCUAUGGAACCAUCAUCUUCAUGUAUCUCCAGCCUGCCAAGAGUAGAUCAAAGGACCAGGGAAAGUUUGUGUCCCUCUUCUACACCAUUGUGACCCCCAUGCUUAACCCCCUUAUCUACACCCUGAGAAAUAAGGAAGUGAAAACAGCACUGAAAAAAAUUCUGAGGAAAGCUCUCUGA